UUCCUCCUACUUCAUGAACACAUUAUUAUUAUUUCUUCUUCUGUUAUGAUCUUCUUCUUCUUCUUCGUCUUCAACAUUUCAUCGCUCAGAAAUCUUCAGUUUCAGAGAAAACUGCCGCCAGGGCCAAGAGGAUGGCCUCUUGUGGGUUGACUUCCAUUAAUGGGGGAUAUGCCUCAUGUUACCCUCACAAAAAUGGCUAACAAAUAUGGACCCAUCAUGUACCUUAAGAUGGGAACUAGAAAAAUGGUCGUGGCUUCAAAUCCCGCUGCGGCGCGAGCCUUUCUCAAAGAUGCCGGCCAUAACUUUGCGAACCGGCCGUCCAACGCCGGCGCCACCCAUGUGGCUUAUAAUUCUCAGGAUGUGGUAUUUGCUAAGUAUGGACCUAAGUGGAGGCUCAUGAGAAAGCUCUGUAAUCUUCACUUGCUUGGUGGAAAGGCUAUUGAGAACUGGGCACAGGUGCGAGCCGAAGAACUGGACCAAACGGUUCAGGCAAUGCACCGGUCGAGUCUUGUGGGGGAACCGGUGGUGGUGCCGGAGAUGCUAACAUACGCCAUAGGGAACAUGUUAGGGCAAGUGAUCCUGAGCCGUCGCCUGUUCGAUACGAAGGGGAGGGAAUCCAACGAAUUCAAGGACAUGGUGGUGGAGCUGAUGACCACCGGCGGCUAUUUUAACGUCGGCGACUUCAUCCCCUUUCUGGGCUGGCUCGACCUUCAGGGCAUUGAGCGAGGCAUGAAACGCCUGCACAAGAGGUUCGACGCCUUGCUGACAAGGAUGAUCAAUGAACACGUGGCGUCCAAUGAUAGGCGCAAGAGUAAACCUGAUUUCUUAGACGCUAUCAUGGCUUAUCUUGGAGGCGAUCACUCUGAUGCAGACCAUAACUUUACACUCACCAACAUUAAGGCUCUUCUUCUGAACCUAUUCGCAGCAGGCACAGACACAUCCUCAAGCGUCAUAGAAUGGGCACUUGCAGAGAUGCUAAAAAACCCUAGUAUCAUGAACAAAGCACAACAAGAAAUGGACCAAAUCAUCGGCCAUGAACGUCGUCUCCAAGAAUCUGACGUCUCAAACCUCCCUUACCUCCGAGCAAUCUGCAACGAGACCUUCCGGCUACAUCCUUCCACCCCUCUCAACCUCCCCAGGGUGGCGGCCGAGCCGUGUGAAAUCGCCGGCUACUUCAUCCCGAAGGACACGAGGCUGAGUGUCAACAUAUGGGCCAUAGGACGAGAUCCUGACGUGUGGGAGAAGCCAUUGGAGUUCAAGCCAGAGAGAUUUGUGAGUGAUGAGAAGAACAAGAAAAUGGAUCCUAGUGGGAAUGACUUUGAGUUGAUUCCUUUUGGAGCUGGAAGGAGGAUAUGUGCAGGGACGAGAUUAGGGAUUUUGAUGGUUCAAUUCAUAUUGGGGACUUUGGUGCAUUCGUUUGAUUGGAAGCUUCCAGAAGGAGUUUCGGAGCUGAAUAUGGAAGAGACCUUUGGACUUGCCUUGCAGAAGAAAGUUCCUCUCACAGCUAUGGUUAGCCCUAGGUUGUCCCCUAGGGUUUAUACUUUAUAGCAUUGCCUCAAGUUAGACGCUGACAUGGAGUUCUGGAUGGAUUCAAGGUGUCUGCUGUCUUCUCUUCGGCCUUUAUAAUGCCCAAAAUCUCAUCCGAUGUCUUCAUCAUUUGAAGGAAUUAGAUGAAAUUUCUUUCAUCAUUGGCCCUAAUGAACGGCUAAGAUUUUAGAUAUUAGAGAGGGCAUUAGACUUCUCAAAUCCAUUCAAGACAGCGUCUUUAGAAGAAAGCAGUGGAGAAGUAGUAUUAAGCAUACACAUAUAAAUUAUUGUAGAAUUAUAAUAAAGGAUAUUAUUUUAUGCUGCGUCUAGAGGUGGGAUCAAAUCCACCAUUAGACAUUAGCCCAGAGUUCUGGAUGGAUUUGGAAUGUUAGUUGUCCUCUUCCCUGUCUCCUUUAAUGUCCAAAAUCUCAGUCCUUCAUUUAAAGAAAUUAGAAGAAAUUUCUUUGACCAUUGAAAUGAACGGCUGAGAUUUUGGAUAUUAAGGAGGACAUUAGACACCCCAAAUCCACUUUAUGACAGGAAGAAAUAAAUGGAAAUAAAUAAAUUAAUUUAGAAUUAUAGUAAAGGAUAUUAUUUUAAUUAGUUUAAUUUGUAAUGUGUAGCAUUUCUUUCUUGUCAUUCUCAGAGACAAAAGCAAAGACUUAACACCAUGCUUGCUCUGCUCUUCGAGCUAAGACUCAUUCAGUAAGUGAGCUAAGAAUGAGUUUCGAGUGAAGUUGCUACAGGAAGAGAAAAAUCUCAGAUAACUGUAGUAGCACUACACAACAAUUA
Molecule: messenger RNA, 2319 nt
Organism: Prosopis cineraria
Lineage: Eukaryota; Viridiplantae; Streptophyta; Magnoliopsida; Fabales; Fabaceae
Product: flavonoid 3',5'-hydroxylase 2-like
Exons: 3
Coding region: 160-1548 (462 amino acids)
Molecular function (GO): oxidoreductase activity, acting on paired donors, with incorporation or reduction of molecular oxygen; heme binding; iron ion binding
Source: RefSeq, a predicted model, not a curated record